AUGGCGUCCGAGUCAACUACUGGGGCCGUACUCAACGGCGAAAGACCCCUAGGGUCCAACGAAGUACGGACUGCCCGUACUACUUAUGACAAGCAAGAUCUUCGGAUGGAUCGCCUGGAGGCAUUCCUCACUAUUCCCAUUGGCACUAUCAUCGCUUCGGACCUUGACCCUGAAGAAAUUCCAGCGGUUCACGGAGCACGUAUUGACGCCGAACUUGCGGCCAUCCUUCCUUAUCUUCCUCAAGUCUAG
Molecule: messenger RNA, 249 nt
Organism: Daldinia loculata
Lineage: Eukaryota; Fungi; Ascomycota; Sordariomycetes; Xylariales; Hypoxylaceae
Exons: 2
Coding region: 1-249 (82 amino acids)
Source: RefSeq, a predicted model, not a curated record